CUGUAACAAUUUUGUUGUUGUUGUUGUAUCGAAGUUCUGGCUCCAGAGCAGGGAGGGAGAGGGCAAAAGCUGCAAGAACAUUCUUCAACAAGAAGCACAACCAGCCCACCCAGUGAUACACCAAAACUUUCAUUAGUAGUAAAUCGGCGAUAACUGAACGAAAUGACAAGGGAAUUGCAAAACUGAGCGAAGAGAUUUCUUACAAUCUUCAGGGCACUGCCAGGUCCAGGAUAUCUGAGAACAGAAAUUCUUUAGAAAAUAUAUCAAGUGCCCAGCAAGAACAAGAAUUGUGAAAGGCGUAGUGCGUUCCACAGCGUCACAGGACAACAUGAGCGAAUACUGGUUAGUUUCGGCCCCUGUUGACAAAUCGAACCAACAAAUAUGGGAACGAAUGAACACUGUAACUGAAAAAGCCAGUUUAUCAAAUAAUUAUAAAUUUCCGAUCCCUGAACUCAAGGUGGGGACAUUAGACUCACUGGUUGGACUCUCAGAUGAACUUGGAAAACUUGAUACGUUUGUUGAAGGCAUUGUAAAGAAGCUGGCGCAGUACACAGCGGAUAUUAUGGAAGAUUCGAAGGAUAAAGCUCAAGAGAACCUAUUAGCGAAUGGAGUUGAUCUUCAUCGAUAUGUGACACAUUUUCAGUGGGACAUGGCUAAAUAUCCUAUAAAACAGUCACUUCAAAAUCUAACAGAAGUUAUUACUAAGCAAAUCUCGCAGAUUGACACUGAUUUAAAGUCCCGUGCAAUGACCUAUAACAAUACCAAGGGAAAUCUACAAAAUCUGGAAAGAAAAGCAGUGGGUAGCCUUUUGACUCGUACUUUAGCAGACAUUGUAAAUAAGGAAGAUUUUGUGUUAGAUUCAGAGUAUCUCACCACUCUUCUGGCCUUUGUCCCAAAGUCCAAUUAUAUUAACUGGCAAAAGACAUACGAGUCCCUUGCUGACAUGGUGGUUCCUCGAUCAACCAAAAUGAUCAUAGAAGAUACAGAGGGAGCCCUCUUUACAGUAACUCUCUUUAAGAAAACUGUGGAUGAAUUCAAAAUCAGAGCCAGAGAAAACAAGUUUAUAGUACGUGAAUUUAACUACAGUGAAGAGGAGUUGUACGCUGAGAAGGAAGAAAUGACAAGACUAAGUGCAGACAAGAAACAACAAUAUGGUCCUUUGCUGCGUUGGCUAAAAGUUAAUUUUAGCGAAGCAUAUAUUGCCUGGAUUCACAUAAAAGCUUUGAGAGUCUUCGUUGAAUCUGUCCUUAGAUAUGGGCUUCCUGUUAACUUCCAAGCCAUGCUUCUACAACCAAAUAAAAAAACCAUGAAGCGACUCCGAGAUGUGCUAAAUGCACUUUUUAAACAUCUUGAUGAAGUUGCUGCAGCUAGCACCAUUGAUGUCAACAUGGAUAUCCCUGGACUGAAUGUUAGCCAACAAGAUUACUAUGCUUAUGUCUACUUCAAAAUUGACAUUGAUUUAUUUAAUUUUAAGUAAGUCUUUGACUAAAAUGUGAAAGAAUGAAUGCCACCUGGAUUUCUGUGUAGGACAAGUUUCUAAUAUAUAUAUAUAUAAAAUAUAUAUCACAUGCACGCACAAAAAAAAUACACAUGGAAGUGGGUUACUUGAUAAUUUUAAUUUUUUUUUACCUUAUUUCAAAUAAGAUUUUAAAAUAUGAUGAUGGUUAAGGCUUGUCUUUUAAUCA
Hemiscyllium ocellatum (epaulette shark) is the source of this 1685-nucleotide messenger RNA. Its product is annotated as V-type proton ATPase subunit C 1-A-like. Bases 329 to 1477 code for a protein of 382 amino acids. The record is from RefSeq and is a predicted model, not a curated record. Gene Ontology annotation, biological process: proton transmembrane transport. NCBI's taxonomy places the organism in Eukaryota, Metazoa, Chordata, Chondrichthyes, Orectolobiformes, Hemiscylliidae. Gene Ontology annotation, molecular function: proton-transporting ATPase activity, rotational mechanism. Gene Ontology annotation, cellular component: vacuolar proton-transporting V-type ATPase, V1 domain; lysosomal membrane. The transcript is spliced from 14 exons.